Messenger RNA from Melitaea cinxia (Glanville fritillary), 2421 nucleotides. RefSeq names its product neurotactin (gene Nrt). The record is from RefSeq and is a predicted model, not a curated record. The transcript is spliced from 7 exons. The coding region runs from base 140 to 2392 and encodes 750 amino acids. Lineage: Eukaryota; Metazoa; Arthropoda; Insecta; Lepidoptera; Nymphalidae.
UUGUCGAUUUUGAUCGACCGAAGCGGCGGUGAAUUUGUGAUUGGCAUUUCGCGGACUCUGUAACGCUUUUAAUCUAAAUUACUCAACAAAGAAACACUUUCAUUCUCAAUGUAAAACGUGCAUAGUAAGAAAUACAACGAUGAGUGCAACUGAUAUAAAUAAAGUUGACAAUGAGGAGGAAAGUAAAACGUUGAAUAAGGAACAAAUUGAAGCCGAAGAGAAAGAAGUGAUGUUAAAAUCUGACAAUGAGACAACAGAACAAGAUAUAGAGUUACGGAAUGAUGGCGGGCCCGUUAAAGCAGCACUGUCAGGAGAUAUUACUGAACAGGGAAGAGAAGUGAAGCCAAAAUUCAUACCUAUAGGCGCAAUUAAAAUGCCGGGGUUUUUCACUAGAAAUUCAGACAGAGAGAAAUCCAAGGAAGAGGAAGACAUUGAAAAGGAUACUGACAAUGACAAAAAUCUGGAAAAAUCUGACGAAGAUAAUAAACCUAAACAGCGCUUCCAAUUUUUACAAUCUUUUCCAUUUACAAAAUUUUUGCAACAGGCUCCUAAAGAAAACGAUGGUGAUUCUAUUGGAGCUAAGAAAAGUUUUGGAUUGUUCAAUGUUAAAUAUCCUAAGUUAUUUCAAAAAAAACCUGCAACAGAGGCAGCACUUGCAUCUAUGGAAACUUUAGAAGACAAACUGGAUACCACAAAUGAUGGAAUGGAAAAUGUUAAGCUAGAUAUGACUGAUGAGCAAGAGGGUAAGGUGGCAACAAAGCUUCCUUUAAAGGAGCGCAUCAGGCAAAAGAAAUUUAUAAUUGAUGACAUAAUGGUGUGUGGAGUAACAUUACUGGUACUUAUUGCGGUUAUAAUUGGUAUAGUGAUUGGAGCCCGUUCUGGGCCACCUGCUGAGCGUCCCCUUCGUCUAGGCAGAUUUAUUACCACCCAGACUACUUGUGGAUUAGUUGAGGGAAUCCUUGAUGAUGAAGUCUAUAACUUCUACAGCAUACCAUAUGCAGUUCCACCUGUGGAAGAUAAAAGAUUUACAUAUGCACAACCACUGAACAAUAUAUCUACCUGUUGGAAUGGUAAACUGGAAGUCCAUGAGCCUGGACCACUCUGUUUACAGUUUUUAGAUAAUGGAACUAUCACUGGCGAUGAAGAUUGUUUGACACUUGAUAUUGUGACACCUCAUGUUAGAUAUGACAGUCCAUUGCCAGUUGUUGUGUUAAUUGGUGCCAACACUCUAGCUGGUGGUAUAAGUCCGGCUCAACCUUCAGCCAUGUAUGCAAGGACAAAAGAAAUUGUAUUUGUCAGACCUAAUUUCAGACUUGGACCAUUUGGAUUUUUAGCUCUGGAUAUUUUAUCUAAUUCAAAAUAUCCACAUACAUCAGGCAAUUAUGGUCUCAGUGAUAUAAUUGUGGCAUUACAAUGGAUUAAGUAUAAUAUAAAACAUUUUGGGGGUGAUCCUGAAUCUGUGACUUUGCUCGGGCACAGAGCUGGUGCGACAUUAACUGCUGCAUUGACCACUGUUGUCAAAGCUCACAAGUUAUAUUCACGCGUUUGGCUAUCUUCGCCAUCUGUUAUAUUUCCCGGUGAACCUUUAGAACAAAGUCAGAAAUCAAAUGAACAAUUUAAACAAACCAGCAAGUGCAAUGAUGUCGAUUGUCUACGUCGUAUAUCUCAAAUAGAAAUAAUGACUGCUACGCCCGAUACGUGGCUAGGAAGUAAUAUUAACUCUUUACCUGUGGCUGAUGAGCUUAAACGUUCGUGGCUAGUAUUGGAUGGAGUUUACUUACGAACUCACGCUUACGAAAGCUGGGAUGCUCAAAAAGAAGCGAAAAUUACAGGUAAUAAGAAAGUAUUUAAACCUAUGGUUUUUGGAACUACAGAACAUUCUGGUCAAUCCGAUGUUUUACGAAUGAAAUACAUGAAUUGGACAGCUGAAAUAGUAGAAAAAAUGGUCAACGAAAGUUACAUAGGGGAGAAAAAUUUGACAAAUGAAAUAUUUAAAAUUUUCAAUAAAUCUUAUGCAGGACUCGUUGAAUUGAUUUCUUCUAUUCGAACAUUAUGUCCUUUAGUGAGCUUAGCUCGAAUGCGACUCGUGACGCCGAUGUACGUAGUCCUGGGUUCAGGUCCGGGUGGGGGUGCGGCUGCGUCUGGAAUGGCAGACAUUAAUUCUGAUAUUGAAGCUAUUCUCGGUACUUUUGACUCGGAAAUGCCAGAACAACGUCGUUUUAUGGCAGCUAUACAACAACUGUUUUAUUAUUAUGUAUGGCACGGUCAACUGCCAGGCCCAGAGACAGGCUUGAUCGCUAUCGGUCAAGAUCUACUGGUACACCAUGGGCUGCCAGCAUGUGACUUACUUAUACAAGAGGACAUCGUGCCCAGACAUGCGCACAUUGACUAAAAUUGGUUUAUAUUAUUAGUAGACAAAAC